Dunckerocampus dactyliophorus (ringed pipefish) is the source of this 1829-nucleotide messenger RNA. RefSeq lists its product as uncharacterized. Bases 135 to 776 code for a protein of 213 amino acids. The record is from RefSeq and is a predicted model, not a curated record. Gene Ontology annotation, molecular function: sodium channel regulator activity. Lineage: Eukaryota; Metazoa; Chordata; Actinopteri; Syngnathiformes; Syngnathidae. The transcript is spliced from 4 exons. Gene Ontology annotation, cellular component: voltage-gated sodium channel complex. Gene Ontology annotation, biological process: sodium ion transport; cardiac muscle cell action potential involved in contraction; regulation of heart rate by cardiac conduction.
ACGACUGAGACGACUUUCCGCGACCGUUUCAAAGGACGUCGACGGUCGGACUGGAUGCAGCCCGGGUGAUCAGCGUGCGGACGAAUGGAAAGACUGGGCCCCUUUCACCGCACGUGACGUCCGUGUUGCGUUCAAUGGCUGCCGCAGACAUCAUGUGGACCCUCUGCGUGGUCAUCGGCCUGCUCGUGCGUGAGUGUCAGGGGGGCUGUGCGGAGGUGGACUCCCUGGCAGAGGCGGUGGAGGGCCAAAGCUUCAAGCUGGGCUGCAUCUCGUGUAAAAAACGAGCGGAAGUGGCUGCGAGAACCAGCGUGGACUGGCACUUCAAAGCUCCGGGAGACGAUGGCUACACACACAUUUUCCACUACGAGCACCCGAGCGCCGACAUCCUCCACGAGGCCUUCAGGGACCGUCUGGACUGGCUCGGGACACAAAGCCAGGACGUGCAGACGGGCGCCAUCGCCAUCAGCAACGUCACCUUCAGGGAUGCCGGGACAUACCGCUGCACCUUCCGGCGCAUGCUCCUCCUGCCCGGCUUCCGUCCCAACAUCACCGUGGAGAAGGAGGUGGAGCUUAGCGUGGUGGCCGUGGGCUCCCGGGAGACAACGGCGGUGAUCUCGGAGAUGGUGAUGUACGUGCUGAUUGUGAUUCUGCAGCUGUGGCUUAUUGCGGUGGUGGUCUACUGCUAUAGGAAGAUUUCGGACGACAUGGACGCUCGGGAGGCCCGCGAGGCCCGGAAGGCUCUCGUUGCACAACAGGAGUGCGUGCAGACUUCUUAAGUUGAAUGUUCUUACAUUUGAAAACAAAUUUCCCAUUGGAACUAAUAGAAGUAGAAAUCAUCAGUUCCGGGGUCAAACUGUGGCCAUGAUAAAACCUGCAGUAACUGUCCAGUAUUUUGUAAAGCAACACAUGUAGAUAUGCUAGCAAGUUGGAAACAGUGGUGUGCAACAGUGUUUGCCCCCCUUGUCAUAUUAGUCAAUGACAACACCCGCUUUGAAACCCAAAAUCCUGACCAGCAGAGGGGGUGGCUGGGCUUAGGGGGGCCCACAGGACUCACCUCUCAUGGUGACAUCAGCAGAUGUGCGCAGGGUUCUGAACAAAACAAACCCACGAAAAGCAGCAGGCCCAGACAGGCUGGACUUGCUGCUGGCAAUGCCAACCAGGCUCCUGCCACGUAGUAGCACGCCACCAAUCCCGUACUCCCGGAGCACCCCCCAGAGGACACCGCGAGGGACAAGGUCUAAUGCCUUUUCCAAGUCCACAAAGCAGAUGUAGACUGGUGGGGCAAACUCCCAAGUACCCUCCAGUCCCUUGCAAGGGUGUAGAGCUGGUCCGGUGUUCCAUUUUCCAACUAUUCCAACUUUUUUCUUAAAUAAUCUUCGUAAAUUUUCUUCUCGUAAUAUUUUGACUUCAUCCCCGUAAAAUUAUACCUUUUUUCCCCAACCUAAUUUUCCAAAACUUACAAGUUUAUUUCGUUUUUUUCCUUAUAAUAUUACAACUUUUUAAAACAAAUGUGUUUUUUCUUGAAUAGUUCAACUCUGCUUCUAAAACAUUAUUUUCCCUCAUAAUAUUACACGUUUAUUCCAGUAAAAUUGUGAAUUUUGUUCUUGUUAGAAUAAAACUUUUUUCCUGUCUCGAUUUUUUGACAACUAUUUUUUUCAUUUCUGCUGUUAUGUCUUUGAAAAUUUUCCAACUACUUCAACUUUCUUCCUGCAAAAAUGUUCUUCUGGUCAUUAUGACUUUAUUCCCACAACAUUUUAACUUUAUUCUCAUAACAUUAUAACUUCAUCUGCAACUUCAUUUUCUUAUUCGUUGUUUGGUGUUUUUCUCAU